CCAUUCUCUCUUUUACAUUAGGGGACAUAAUAGCUUACAAUUUCUGCCUAUCAAGAUAUGAAUCGCAUUCAGUUAGCCAAUCCCAUAUUGUUAUCAAAGAUAUGCAUAUUCUGUUUCAUCCUUCUGGUAGAAAAGUCCUCUGCUGCUCAUUACCAGUAUGAAGCAUGUGUUCCAAAAGCUUGUGGAAAUCUCAGCAUAAAGUUUCCAUUCUAUAUUCGAGGUCUGCAAGAAUCCUAUUGUGGCCACCCUGGAUUUGAACUCAGUUGCAGCCACUCUCCAGCGAUUCAUUUAACCGAAGAUGACUAUGUGAUUGAUAACAUUCAGUAUGAGAAUCGAACUUUUCGGGUACACAACGAGGCAGUUUCAACUGUCGGAGGUUGUCUACCACAGAUUAGAAAUAUAUCAGAAGACUCUCAGCUCGGUAUAGUUGAUACUUCAAGACUUCAUUUGCUAUCAAACUGCAAUAGCAAACUGCCUGAGGUACUUUCCAGCUACAAAGUUGAUUAUUGUGAUCCUUUUAAUAAAGAGGAUUUGGGUCUGGCGAUGUUAGGAGAGGAUAAAAACUUGAACAUUGCACUCCAAGAAUGUAACACAAAUGUCUUGGCACCUGUGGAAGUUGAUAAAAAUGGAGGAAACGGGAUUGUAGACUAUGAAGGGCUGUUGAGAAAGGGAUUUCUGUUGAACUGGAAAGUAGCUGACUGCAGCGAAUGUGAGCGAAGUGGUGGUCGUUGUGGCUUUAAUGAAACCGAUGGUCGCACACGAUGUUUUUGCCCUGAUAGUCCUCAUUUGGAGAGUUGUAAACCUCGAAAGAAGAACUUGAAAGUCAUUCUGCCCAUAGCUGCUUCUGCUGGUGGUCUUGGGAUUUUAGUAAUUCUUGCCUACUUCUUCCAAAGGAAGUAUUCAUUUCUGCGUAUUUGGAGUAAAAGGGAGAAGUUCCAAAAUGUUGAAGACUUUCUCAAGGAUUAUGGAUCACUGGCACCCAAAAGGUAUCACUACUCUGAGGUAAAGAAGAUGACUGACUCCUUCAAAAUCAAGCUAGGACAAGGUGGCUAUGGGUGUGUGUACAAAGGAAAGCUGCAAGAUGGAAGUCCUGUGGCAGUAAAAGUUCUGAAGGAAUUGAAAGGAAGUGGAGAAGAAUUUAUUAACGAGGUUGCAAGUAUUAGCAGGACUUCCCACAUCAACGUUGUAACUCUAUUGGGCUUCUGUUUCCAGGGUCGCAAAAGAGCUCUCGUAUAUGAAUUCAUGCCUAAUGGAUCCCUGGAGAAGUUCAUUUAUGGUGGAAAAUCCUUGACAAACUGUCAACUGGGAUGGCAGAUUCUGUACAAAAUUGCAGUAGGCAUAGCUCGAGGACUGGAGUAUUUGCAUCGUGGUUGCAAUACUAGAAUACUCCAUUUUGACAUAAAGCCUCACAACAUCCUCCUAGAUGAAAACUUGUGUCCCAAAAUCUCUGAUUUUGGCCUUGCUAAACUCUGCCUUCAAAAAGAGAGCAUCGUCUCGAUACUGGGCGCACGAGGGACAGUUGGAUAUAUUGCUCCUGAAGUUUUUUGCAAAAACAUUGGAGGGGUAUCUCAUAAGUCAGAUGUCUAUAGCUACGGGAUGAUGGUUUUCGAGAUGGUUGGUGGGAGAAAGAACAUUGAUGUUGGAGUAGAUCAUAGCAGUGAAAUAUAUUUUCCGCAUUGGAUUUAUGCAAGACUAGAUCGAGGUGAAGAAGACCUCGGACUGCAUGGAAUUUCCAAUGAAGAGGAGAACGAACUUGCGAGGAAAAUGAUAAUGGUAAGCUUGUGGUGCAUACAAACUGAUCCUGUCAACAGGCCAUCAAUGACUAAGGUUGUGGAGAUGUUAGAAGGGAACCUCCAUGCCUUGGAAACCCCUCCCAAACCCUUCUUGUCUUCUCCAGCAAGAGCAUCAUCAGAAGAUUCUUCAACAGUAUAUCCUUUAGCCCGGAAAAGAAACUCAGCAGUUCGAAUAACAAUAGGCGUUUUAGCUCCAGCAAUGAUGAUUAUAUUGGUUCUGCUUUUUGGUUUGAAGAAGAGACAUUCUUUAAGAUGUUGGAAGGGAAAUCCUGAAAAUGUUGAAACCAUGCUGAAGAACCAAGGGCUCCUUGCUCCAAAAAGAUAUAGUUAUUCUGAUCUUAAGAAAAUGACCAACUCCUUCAAGGACAAAUUAGGCCAGGGUGGCUUUGGUGCUGUUUAUAAAGGGGCGUUGUAUGAUGGCAGUCUUGUAGCAGUGAAGAUUUUGAAUGAAAGAAAUGGAAAUGAAGAAGAUUUUAUAAAUGAAGUUGCAAGUGUAGGUAGAACUUCUCAUGUUAACAUUGUGACCUUACUAGGUUUCUGCAUUCAAGGGCCCAAGAGGGCUCUUAUAUAUGCGUUCAUGCCAAAUGGAUCUCUAGAGAAGUUUAUACAUGUGGAGAAUUCAUUGACAGAGCGACAGUUAGGAUGGGAAGUGUUGUUUCAAAUUGCAGUUGGUGUUGCUAGAGGACUAGAAUACUUACAUCAGGGUUGCAAUACUCGGAUUUUGCAUUUUGACAUAAAGCCUCAUAACAUUCUUUUGGAUAAGGAUUUGUGCCCCAAGAUUUCUGAUUUCGGCCUAGCUAAGCUAUGCCCGAAUAGAGCAAGUAUAAUAUCAAUGUUAGGUGCAAGAGGAACAGCAGGAUACAUUGCUCCGGAAGUAUUUAGUAGAAUAUUUGGAGAAGUAUCCCAUAAGUCGGAUGUCUAUAGCUAUGGAAUGAUGAUUCUGGAAAUGGUUGGAGGGAGGAAAAACAUCAAUCUUCAAGUUGAUCAUACAAGUGAAAUAUAUUUUCCACAUUGGAUAUACAACCGUCUUGAACUGAACGAAGAAAUCAGGCUUCAGGAUAUCAAAAAUGAAGAUGAACACGAGAAGGUGAGGAAGAUGAUAAUAGUUGGCUUGUGGUGCAUUCAAAUUGACCCUAGGAGACGUCCGUCAAUUGGAAGGGUAGUGGAAAUGCUAGAGGGGAGCUUACAUUCGUUACAGAUCCCACCAAAACCUUUACUUUCUUCUCCGGCCAGAUCAGGAUUAGAUUCAACUUCUUGAAUGUAAUGCAUAGUUGUAAAUGUUCUUUAUAAUAUUCUGAUGCAAAUAAUGGUCAGUGUAGUUGUCCGGUGGCAAAAAUUCUCCCAGGUGAUGUUCCAGAAGUUCCCUUUAGUUACUUGAACUUCUCAAU
Messenger RNA from Coffea eugenioides, 3181 nucleotides. Its product is annotated as LEAF RUST 10 DISEASE-RESISTANCE LOCUS RECEPTOR-LIKE PROTEIN KINASE-like 2.1. The transcript is spliced from 5 exons. Gene Ontology annotation, molecular function: protein kinase activity; polysaccharide binding; ATP binding. The coding region runs from base 58 to 3051 and encodes 997 amino acids. The record is from RefSeq and is a predicted model, not a curated record. Lineage: Eukaryota; Viridiplantae; Streptophyta; Magnoliopsida; Gentianales; Rubiaceae. Gene Ontology annotation, biological process: protein phosphorylation.